This is a messenger RNA of Argiope bruennichi, 1365 nucleotides long. Its product is annotated as gastrula zinc finger protein XlCGF8.2DB-like. NCBI's taxonomy places the organism in Eukaryota, Metazoa, Arthropoda, Arachnida, Araneae, Araneidae. The record is from RefSeq and is a predicted model, not a curated record. The transcript is spliced from 2 exons. Gene Ontology annotation, molecular function: DNA-binding transcription factor activity; RNA polymerase II cis-regulatory region sequence-specific DNA binding. The coding region runs from base 360 to 1298 and encodes 312 amino acids. Gene Ontology annotation, biological process: regulation of transcription by RNA polymerase II.
UUGUUGAAUGUUUGUAAACAUUUUAGCGUAAUGUACUUUAAAUUUCGGGAUAAUGUUUUAUGCUUUUAAUAAUUCAUGCAAAUUUCAUAUGUAUUAGGUUUUAGUAUCACAGAUAACAUUGUUCUCUGAUUGAGUUUUCAUUAAAUUAUUAUAUAAUAAUGAAAUGGAAGGACUAACUCUAGCUAUGCUUUAUUGCUAUCUUUGAAAUUAUGCAGUUUAUUAAUUGUAGGGUUCAAAACAUUUUAGGGAAUAUAAAUUACCAUCAGUUGGGAAAAAAAAGAGGUGAAUGAGAUACAAGAAGGAUAUUUGGAAAAACAAUUUUAUUUAGUGUCAUCCUUUAAUAUAUCAAUAUAUUAACAAUGCAAAGAGAACGCUUAUUUCCUUGUAAAGAAUGUGGAAAAAGUUUUCAUCAAAUGAAUCAACUUCGACAACAUAUGAUCAUUCAUAUGCCAGAAGAAGAACGGCCAUUCAGCUGCUAUAUAUGUGGCAGGAAAUUCAACAGACUUCAUCAUUUAAAACUUCAUUUAAUGGUUCAUUUAGGACAAAGUCCACAUGUGUGUGAUAUCUGUGGAAGAACCUGUAAUCAACUUAGUGAUUUAAAGAAACAUCAGAUGAUUCACACUGGUGAACGGCCUCAUACUUGUCAUAUAUGUGGUAAAGGAUUUAUACAAGUUGGUGGCAUGAGGCGGCAUAUACAAAAACAUGAGGAGGAAGCAGAAUUGUCUUUGACCUGCAAAGUUUGUGGGAAGGAUUUUACAAAAAUAGGUUAUUUGAAAAAACAUAUGGUUACUCAUUCUGAAAAUAAGCCUUUCACAUGUGAGGUUUGUGACAAAACAUUUAGCGCAGAAGCUGGUUUGAAACAGCAUUUAUCUAUACAUAGUGGCGAAGAACCUCAUGUUUGUGAAGUCUGUGGCAAAUCUUUUAAAAGAAGUGGCAAUCUUGAAAAGCAUUUAGUUACUCACUCAGGUUCCUUACCUUAUAGCUGCAAUCAUUGUGGUAAACAAUUCCUACAAAUGGGAAGUUAUAAAAGACAUGCUUUAAAAAAUACUUGCAACAGAAAUGAACAGUUUGAAACUCUCGAUCCACUUCCCACAGACGAUGAAAUGUCGACAUCUGAGAGCGGUGAAAAUUUUACUGCAAGUCUCAGCAACAAUUCUUGGGUUGUGAAUGAUCAGAUUGUCAUUAAAACUGAGAUGUCUGAGGAAGAAAACAGUAUUAAGGAUGAAGAGACUUACAUGAUUGUCAUUAAUGACUCUAAUAUAGGAGAUAUUGCAGGUGACAUCAUUGAGGCUAUUUAAGAAAAUUCAAUAUCAUUUAAUGUUAUGUAUUUAAAAAAUUAAAAUGCAUUUUUUAAUUUGUACUUUA